AUGGCAAUCAUUCAACACAUCCCCGGCGCCCUCAAGGCCCGGGGUUCGGCGCUCGUAGCCCUCGUACAAAACGAGCUCUGGGACCCCCUGGCCUUUGCCUGCAUAGUCGCCUGGUUCUGCUUUCAGGUCGUUUUGGAGCGCUUGCUCCCCGGUGAGGUAGCUUUGGGUGUGCCCCUGUUAGGAGCAGAAGGGCUGCGUCUUCCGUACAAGUUGAACGGGCACUUGGCGUUCUGGAUCUCUCUUUUGCUGCUAGUUCACGGCUGUCCGCGGUUCGCGGUGCCAGUGGAGGACGAGGGAAUCCUGCCCACAAUCCUCUACGACCACUUCCCUCAGUUCGCCUUCGCGGCCGUGGUCUUUUCUUUCGGCCUGUCCCUGCUCCUCUACCUAGCCUCUUUUCGAAAGGGUGCUCGGCUAGCCGACGGGGGACGGAGCGGGAAUGUCAUGUACGAUUUCUACAUGGGCCGCGAACUGAACCCUCGUCUGGGCAGCUUUGACUGGAAGUAUUUCUGUGAGCUGCGCCCUGGGCUCAUUGGAUGGGUGGCAUUGAAUAUGGGAAUGCUGAUGAAACAGCAGCAGCUUCAGGCCGUCACGGGGGAGCCUCCCAGCUGGCCCCUGGUGCUGGUGAACGUCUUCCAGGGGUGGUACGUCCUAGACGCCCUCCUGAACGAGCGUGCCAUUCUAACCACCAUGGACAUCACCACGGACGGCUUCGGCUUCAUGCUGGCCUUCGGCGACCUUGCCUGGGUGCCGUUCACCUACUCUUUGCAAGCGCGCUACCUGGUCGGCCGCCCUGUCUCCCUCUCCACCUACGCGUUGGCGGGCCUCUCGGCCAUGCACCUGGUGGGCUACUGGAUCUUCCGGCAGGCGAACUCGACCAAGGACGCUUUCCGCCGCGACCCCACAAGCGUUCCGCAUGUCCGUUAUAUGGACACAAUCCGAGGGACCAAGCUCAUGGUUUCGGGCUGGUGGGGAUGGGCGCGCAAGAUCAACUACACGGGGGACUGGCUGAUGGCCUUGGCAUGGUGCGGGCUUUGUGGACCGACGCACGUGCUACCCUAUUUCUAUGCCAUUUACUUUGGGAUUCUGCUUGUGCAUCGAGCGGCCCGCGACGAUCAUUUGUGUUCCCUGAAAUAUGGCGCAGACUGGCAAAAAUACAAAAAAGAGGUUAAGUGGCUCUUUCUGCCCGGAAUCUACUGA
Messenger RNA from Nannochloropsis gaditana CCMP526, 1197 nucleotides. It is a transcript of the gene FACKEL, whose product is annotated as D14-sterol reductase. Gene Ontology annotation, molecular function: oxidoreductase activity, acting on the CH-CH group of donors, NAD or NADP as acceptor. The transcript is spliced from 2 exons. Gene Ontology annotation, biological process: sterol biosynthetic process. The coding region runs from base 1 to 1197 and encodes 398 amino acids. The record is from RefSeq and is a predicted model, not a curated record. Gene Ontology annotation, cellular component: endoplasmic reticulum membrane.